Molecule: messenger RNA, 3483 nt
Organism: Dictyostelium discoideum AX4
Lineage: Eukaryota; Evosea; Eumycetozoa; Dictyosteliales; Dictyosteliaceae
Exons: 4
Coding region: 1-3483 (1160 amino acids)
Biological process (GO): protein ubiquitination
Molecular function (GO): ubiquitin activating enzyme activity; ubiquitin-like modifier activating enzyme activity
Source: RefSeq, a predicted model, not a curated record
AUGGAUAUUGAAAUGAAAGUUGAUAAUGAUCAACAACAACAACAACAACAAUCAAUUGAUGAUAUUAAUAAUCAUGAAACCUAUAGAGAUAAUAGUUUAGAUGACUCAUUAUAUAGUAGACAAAGAUAUGUAUUGGGUGAUUUUGCAAUGUCAAAAUUAUCAAAAGGUGAUGUAUUCCUUAGUGGAUUGGGUGGUGUUGGUGUUGAAAUUGCAAAGAAUAUCAUUUUAGCAGGUAUUAAAUCAAUUACAUUACAUGAUACAAAGGAAGCAUCAAUCUAUGAUUUAUCAUCUCAAUUCUAUAUAAAUCCAGAACAUGUUGAUCAAAAAUUAAAUAGAGCAAUAAUCUCACAAUCUCAUCUUCAAGAAUUAAAUCCAUAUGUAAAAGUUAAUACAAUAACAAAUUUAUCAUUAUCUGAUUUAAUUUUAAAUAACUCAAAUUCAUUAUUACAAUUUAAAUGUAUAAUUUUAACAGAAAGUAAUUUAAAUGAUCAAAUUAAAAUUAAUGAAUUUUGUAGAGAAAAUGAUAUUAAAUUUAUAGUUGCAGAUUGUUAUGGAUUAGGUGGUUGGGUAUUUAAUGAUUUUGGUGAUGAAUUUAAAGUUUAUGAUAAGAAUGGUGAAGAAUUAAAAGAAGUUUUCAUUUCAAAUAUUUCAAUAUCAACACAAAAUCCUAAUCAAUUAAUUAUCAAUUGUAUGGAAAAUCAUAUUCAUGGUUUUGAAGAGAAUGAUUAUAUUCAAUUCAAAGAAAUCAUUGGUAUGGAUCAAUUAAAUGAUCAAUCUAAAAAAUUUAAAAUAAAUAUUAUAAAUAGUAAUUGUUUUUCAAUUAAUUUAAAUGAUAAUAGUAAUAAUAAUAAUAGUAAUAGUAAUAUCGAUAUUAAAUCAUUACCACCUUAUCAAAGAGGUGGUAUUGCUAUUCAAACUAAAUCAAUUGAACUUUUAAAAUUUAAAUCAUUAAAUAAAUCAAUGAUUGAACCAGAAAUUAUUGAUUUUGAUUUUAUGAAAGAUUCAAGAUAUAAUCAUUUAAUUAGACACUCAAUUGAAAUUUUUAAAGAAAGAAAUGAAAAUCAAUUACCAAGAGAAUUUAAUAAAGAUGAUUCAAUGGAAUUUGUAAAGAUUGUAAAUGAAUUUAAUAUGAAUGAUUAUUUCAAAUUUGAUCAUUUAAAUGAUGAUCAAAUAAAAGAAGAUCAAUUAAUUAGAAUUUCAAAUAGUUUACGUGGUAAAAUUUGUCCAUUAACUUCAGUUAUUGGUGGUUUUGUUGCUCAAGAAGCUUUAAAAUCAUUAACUGGUAAAUUUACACCAUUAAAACAAUGGUUAUAUAUUGAUUGUUUUGAAUUAUUAGAACAACAACAACAACAACAACAACAACAACAACAACAACAACAACAACAACAACAACAACAACAACAACAUCAACAUCAAGAAAAACAAAUUUUAGAAAUUAAAUAUCAAAAUAAUAGAAAAUAUUCACAAAUAUUAUGUUUAGGUGAAUUAAUUUGUGAUAGAUUAUCAAAUGCAAAAUUAUUUAUGGUUGGAUCAGGUGCAAUUGGUUGUGAAAUGUUAAAGAAUUAUGCAUUAUUAAGUGUUGCAACAAAUUCUGAAUCUGAUAGUUUAAUAACUAUAACUGAUAAUGAUUUAAUUGAAAAAUCAAAUUUAAAUAGACAAUUCCUAUUUAGAAAUAAAGAUAUCAAUCAAUGGAAAUCAAGUGUUGCAGCAUUGGCAACUCAUUCAAUGAAUAGCUCAAUAAAGAUUCAAGCAAAUCAAGAUAAGAUUGAAGGUGCAACUGAAAAUAUCUAUAAUGAUGAUUUCUACAAUCAAUUGGAUGUUGUAGUUAGUGCAUUGGAUAAUGUUGAAGCACGUUUAUAUUUAGAUAAACAAUGUGUAUCUCAUGCAUUACCAUUACUAGAAUCUGGUACACUUGGUACAAAAGGUCAUGUACAAGUGAUUUUACCCUACCUAACUGAAUCUUAUGCAUCACAAAAAGAUCCAAAUGAAAAACAAACACCAUUUUGUACAUUAAAAUCAUUCCCAACCAAUUUAGAUCACUGUAUUCAAUGGUCACGUGAUAAAUUUGAAAAAUUCUUUGCAAUUAAUCCAUUGGAAUUAGAUAAAUUCAUUAAUCAACCACAUUAUUUAGAACAAUUAUUAAAUUCAUCAAGUUCAAAUAAAAUUUCAACCUCAAGAACCCUUUCUAAAAUGAUGGAUAAUUUCAUUGAAUCUUGGAAAGAUUGUAUCAUUAUGGCAAGAAUUAAAUUUGAAAAACUUUUUAAUCAUAAUAUUAGACAGCUAUUAAAAAGUUAUCCAUUGGAUUUAAAAACAAAAGAAGGUAUUCCAUUUUGGACUUUACCAAAAAGACCACCAACUCCUUUACUUUUCGAUAAAGAUGACGAACUUCAUCUAUCAUUCAUUAGAAAUCUUUCAUUAUUAUAUUCUCAAGUUUAUAAUAUAACACCAAGAGUAGAAAAUACUUUUACCACAAUCGAUGAUAUUAAUAAAUCAAUUAAAGAUAUAUUAAUCAAUGAUAAUUCAAAAUCAGUACCAGAGUUUAAACCAAAGAAUAAGAAUAUCAUUUCAGAUGAAAAAGCAUCUGCACCUAUUGAAACUUUUACUUUAGAACAAUUCCAAGAUUUAACCAUUAAAUUAAAUAAUCAACUAUUAAAUUUUAAAAAAUCAAAAGCUCAUAAUGAUAAUUGUAAUAAUAAUAAUAAUACAAAGAUAAACUACCUUUCAUUUGAAAAAGAUGACGAUUCAAAUCAUCAUAUCGAUUUUAUUACCUCCAUUUCAAAUCUUAGAGCUAGAAUCUAUCAAAUUCAAGAAUCAGAUAGAUUCAAAGUAAAAUUAAUUGCUGGUAAAAUCAUUCCUGCAAUUGCAACAACCACUAGUGUAAUUGCUGGUUUUGUAUCUUUAGAAUUAAUUAAAGUUUUAUCAAGUAACUAUUAUCAAUUUAAAAAACAAUCACAACAACAACAACAACAACAACAACAACAACAACAACAACAACAACAACAACAACAACAACAACAACAACAACAACAACAACAACAACAACAACAACAACAACAACAACAACAACAACAACAACAACAACAACCUCAAUUACCACCAAUUGAAAACUUUAAAAAUUAUUUUGUUAAUCUUGCACUACCAUCAUUCCAAAUUUGUGAACCUGGUUUAGCUCCAAAAAUUAAAGUUACAAAUUCUUUUAAUUAUACACUUUGGGAUAAUUGGGAAAUUAAUCAACCAAAUAUUACAAUACGUGAAUUUAAUGAAUAUUUUGAAAAUAAAUAUAAGAUUAAAGUUAGUGGUAUUUAUCAAGAUGUAUCAUUAAUUUAUAUGGCUGCAUUACCUUCACAUAAAAAAAGAUUAUCAAUUCCACUUAAAAACCAUUUAUCUGAUAUCGAUGGAUUAAAAUACAUUGACCUUUUUGUCUCCUUUGUUGAAGAGGAUGAUAAAGAAGCUCAAGGUCCACCAAUAAGAUUUAUUCUAUAA